Messenger RNA from Pelagomonas calceolata, 2529 nucleotides. NCBI's taxonomy places the organism in Eukaryota, Pelagophyceae, Pelagomonadales, Pelagomonadaceae. The record is from the annotation of a GenBank genome assembly.
AUGCUGGCAUUUGUCGCAUUGCUGGCGGUCGUUACGGGCCUACAGGCGCCGCACUGCAAACCUGCCCAAAAACACUGCAAGCCUGCCCAAAAACUGCAAACGCGCCGCCACGUCGCUACCGUACCAACGUCGUCGUCCGAAACGCGCACAUGCAGCUGCCGCUUCUGCGGCGCUACGUUUGCAAGCAAGAACGCACUCUUCCGACACCUGCGCGAGUCCGACGCCUGCUCCGCCGCCGCAGCAGCGGAGGACCCGCGCGCUCCCGCGGCAAUAGCCGAGCGGAAGCAGCACGUCGCGACGUAUCUUGUUGGCUACGGCGCCGGUAAAGGUGCCGACGCCGAGGCAGCGCUCACAUCGCUCUGUAGUGCAUCAUCGGUCACGCGGGCUACGGCCGUCGCCGCGCGAGGUCGGUCCGCAGCAUUAGCGUUGGGUGAUGCGGCGGCGGCAAGAGACGUCUUGAGCGUCGUGAGCGACCACGCAUUACCCGGGCCCGCACAACUGAACGAGGACCUCCCAUCCGACAUUCGCGUCCUAAGCUCGAGGCCGGGCCGCGUCCACGCAGAGAGCUCGGCGACGCAGCGCGCCUUCCACUACCUGCUGCCCCUGUGCUGGCUCGCGGGCGCCGAGCGCGCCGGGGCGGAACGCGUGGCGGAAGGCACCGUCGCAGGAGAGGCGGGAAAAUUCGGCGUGCGACGGCCCGCGCACGCCCCCCGCGGCGGGGAUAAGGCUUCGGACGUGACGCGCCGGGCGCUUCGACAGCUCAAGACGGCGCUGCGCGCCGCCGUCGCAACGACGGGCGCGUGGCACAACUUUGCCGAUCCCGAGCUGCGCGGCCUGCUGUCGCCCUUCGCGGCGGCGACGCGCACGCGCCUCCACCGCGCGCGCGCCGCGGACACGAUCGUCGUCCGAGGCGAGCCGUUCGUCGUCGUCGAGUUAAGGGGUCGCGGCUUUCUGCCGCAGCAGGCGCGGCGGCUCAUGGGCGUGGCCGUGCUCAUGCAGCGCGGCGAGUUGCCGGCCGACGCCUUCGACGUGCUCACGAGACGCGAUUUAGUGAUAGAAACGCCCCUGCCGCCGGCGCUCGAGUACUUCGCCGGGGCGCGCUACUCGGCGCUCGAGGUCAAGGGCGGCGACGCGUGGCCCGACGACGGCGGCGGGGCCGACGCGUGGCUUUCUGAUCUUCGCGAGGACCUCAUCAUCAACGCGAAUAGUGACGAGUGGUUGCGCGCGUUCGAUUCCCAAGCUCUCGCCGCCGCUGUUUCCGCCGCGCGGCGCUCGGGGCACGACGAGGCGCCCGCCUCUUCCGAAGAGGUGGUCGUCGCGGCGACGCCCCCGCCGGAAGCGUACGUUUCGUGCCUCCAUGAACUGCGCGCGGCGCAUGACUCGGGCCGCUGGCCGCGGACGUCCGUCGCGCGGUCCAAACUCAUCCGGCCGACCGAGACCGCGGCGUCAUUCACGCUCGAGCGGCCGCCGUCGCAAGCGCGCGGCAACGCGGCCUUUCCCAAGCUCGCCGACGCGGUGUUUGAUCUCGAAAGGACGAUAGCGCCGGACCGGCCGCCGUCGAUGCGCUGCGCCGUGAAUCGCCGCGCCGAGUUCGCGCCGCAUGUGGACUCGGGCCGGGGCCUCGGCCAGUCCACGUCGCUCAUCGUGGGCCUCGGCGACUUCAGCGGCGGCGAGCUCUGCGUCGAAGGCGUCGAGCACGACGUGCGCUACGCGCCUCUGCAGUUCGACGGCUGGCACGAAAGGCACUGGACGCUUCCUUUUAGUGGGGAACGGUACUCGCUGGUCUGGUUCACGCCGGCCGAGGCGGGCGCGCGGACCUCGGCCGACGCGCGCGCCGCCGAGGUCCUCGGAAAUAGGGACUUCCGCUACCGCGAGAAUAGCUCGGAUGCGCUGGCGAUCCUCGAGGUGCUCGGGUCGGAGUGUUACGGCGCGCCGCCGCCGUUCCCGGGCGGGCAGGCGUAUGAUUUCGACCCGCGUGGGCGGGCCGUAUUGGACGGCGGAGCACAAAUUGGAGCUUUUUCCACGUGGGCGAAAGAUAAUGGUGCGGCCUCGAUUCUGGCCGUCGAGCCCGAGCCGUCGAACGCGGCGCUCUACCGACAGAACCACCCCGACCUCGAGCUCGUCGAGGCGGCGAUCACUGAUAAUGAGGACGUCACGCUCGUCGUCGCGCCGAACACGUGGCGGCACGCCGUCGAGGACGUGAGCCACUACAACGAAGGCGAGCGCAUCGCCGUGGCGUCCACGGGGCUCGACGAACUGCUGGAGACGGGCGUCGACUACGUCAAGCUUGAUAUAGAAGGGGCGGAGAUGAAGUUGCUCGCCGCACCGCGCGACUGGAAGAACGUCGAGCGCCUCGUCGUCGAGUGGAGCUUCACGAAGGACCGCGCGCUGGCGCCGUUCCUGGAGGCGCUCGGCCACCUGCGCGCCGCGGGCUUUGCGUGCGCGUACGACGGACGCGGGACCUGGGACCAAGGAGAAGUCUGGCCGGGGCGGACGGACGCGUUGGUGUUUUGUGCCCGGGAUUUGUAA